This is a messenger RNA of Mya arenaria, 4413 nucleotides long. Its product is annotated as UDP-N-acetylglucosamine--dolichyl-phosphate N-acetylglucosaminephosphotransferase-like. The coding region runs from base 243 to 1466 and encodes 407 amino acids. The transcript is spliced from 8 exons. NCBI's taxonomy places the organism in Eukaryota, Metazoa, Mollusca, Bivalvia, Myida, Myidae. The record is from RefSeq and is a predicted model, not a curated record. Gene Ontology annotation, molecular function: UDP-N-acetylglucosamine-dolichyl-phosphate N-acetylglucosaminephosphotransferase activity. Gene Ontology annotation, cellular component: membrane. Gene Ontology annotation, biological process: dolichol-linked oligosaccharide biosynthetic process; protein N-linked glycosylation.
AGUAGAUCAAGUAGAUCCAGCACGUUCAGUAUUUCAUUAAAUCAUAAACUGUUUAGCUUUAAACCUAACAAAAGUGAAAAGUAGCCGAUGAUCAGUAAUGGUACUAUAGCCAUGGUUUAAAUCACUGCCAUGUGUUAAAAAAAACUAAGAAAAAAAACCUGAGUAGUCACUUCCGGGUUAAGAUUAAGAGCAAUUGUGGACAACGUUGCUAGAAUAACCAGUUAGACAGUCUUUUUUGGGAAAUGGAGCUAAGCGAAACAAUUUAUCACCUGCUUAUUAACGCAGGAAUGUCCUUAAUAGGGUUUUUAAUUUGUCUGAAUAUAAUACCUAAAUUUAGCGAGAUGUUUAUGCGUGCAAAUCUCUCGGGAAUGGAUCUGAGCAAAAAGUCCAAAAUAAGAAUCCCUGAGGCAAUGGGUGUAAUAUGUGGAGCUGUGUUCCUGGUGAUCAUGUUCCUCUUUAUCCCAGUACCUUUCUACAAGCACCUGGCUGAUCCAACUAAUGCAAAGUUUCCACAUCAUGAGUAUAUAGAGUAUAUAGCAGCGUUGCUGUCCAUUUGCUGUAUGAUAUUUCUUGGUUUUGCUGAUGAUGUCCUUGCACUCAAGUGGAGACACAAGCUCUGGCUCCCCACAAUGGCUUCUCUUCCACUCCUUAUGGUCUAUUUUGUCAAUUUUAAUUCCACCAUCAUCAUCGUGCCAAAGCCAUUUAGAGCACUGUUUGGAUUUGAUGUAAACCUAGGUUUGUUUUAUUAUUUGUACAUGGGGAUGUUGGCUGUGUUCUGUACAAAUGCUAUCAACAUUUUCUCUGGGGUGAAUGGCCUGGAGACUGGACAAAGCUUCAUCAUUGCUGUCUCGGUUCUCAUCUUUAACUUCCUUGAGCUAUUAGGGGACUGCAGGGCGGCUCAUGUGUUUAGUGCCUACUUCAUGCUACCAUAUACAGCAGUUUGUGCUGCACUUCUUUACCAUAACUGGUACCCUUCCCGUGUGUUUGUUGGUGACACUUUCUGCUACUUCUCUGGGAUGACGUUUGCUGUUGUGGCAAUCCUGGGCCACUUUAGCAAGACCAUGCUUCUAUUUUUCCUGCCGCAGGUUGCAAACUUUGUAUACAGUCUACCUCAGUUGUUCCGUUUCAUACACUGUCCUCGACAUAGACUACCCCAGUAUGAUCCAAAGAACGACAAAGUGGGGAUGAGUUUUACCAGAUUUAAGACAUCAGAACUGAAACCUUUAGGUUACUUGUGUUUAAGAGUGUUUAAUUUGUUUGGAGUGGUCCACAUACGAGAAAGGGUAGGAGAAGAUGGAGCUUAUACAGAGUGCAAUAAUCUGACUUUGAUUUGUUUGGUGCUAAAAUUCCUUGGUCCUCUACAUGAGAGAACGCUGGUCAUAGUUUUGCUGUCACUUCAGGUGAUGUGCAGUUGUGUUGCUUUUGGAAUCCGAUAUCAGCUGGCAAAAAUGUUCUACGAUGUAUAGCAUCUAGAUUCCAAUUUUAUUAUGCACCCCUUCGAAGAAGAGGGGUAUAUUGCUUUGCACAGGCAUGUCGGUCGGUCCGUCCGUCCGUCGGUAGACCAAAGCUUGUCCGAGUGAAAACUCAACAAUUCCUGGACGUAUGGUCAUCAAACUUGACAUGAAGGUUGGGCAUGACCAGUAGAUGACCCCUAUUGAUUUUAGGGCUCAUCGGGUCAAAGGUCAAGCUCACAGUGACCUUUAAUGGUAAAAUAAUUUUAAAGCUUGUCCGAGUGAUAACUCAACAAUGCCUAGACCUAUGGUCAUCAAACUUGAUAUGGAAGUUGGGCCUGACGAUUAGAUGACCCCUAUUGUUUUUGGGGGUCAUCGGGCCAAAGGUCAAGGUCACAGUGACCUUGAAUGGUAAAAGGCUGUCCGAGUGAUAACUCGACAAUGCCAGCACCCUUGGCCCUCAUUCUUGACUUGGAGGUUGGGCCUGACCAGUAGCUGACCCCUAUUGUUUUUGGUGCUCAUCGGGUCAAAGAUCAAGGUCAUUGUGACAUUGAAUUGUAAAAGGUUGUCCGAGUGAUAACUCAACAAUACCUGCACCCAUGGCCCUCAUAAUUGACUUGGAGGUUGGGCCUGACCAGUAGAUGAACCCUAUUGUUUUUGGGGGUCAUCGGGCCAAAGGUCAAGGUCACAGUGACCUUGAAUGGUAAAAGGUUGUCCAUGUGAUAACUCGACAAUGCCUACACCCAUGGCCCUCAAACUUGACUUGGAGGUUGGGCCUGACCAGUAGAUGACCCCUAUUGUUUUUGGGGGUCAUCGGGCAAAAGGUCAAGGUCACAGUGACCUUGAAUGGUAAAAGGUUGUCCGCGUCAAUACUCGACAAUGCCUGCACCUAUGGCCCUCAAACUUGACUUGGAGGUUGGGCCUGACCAGUAGAUGACCCCUAUUGUUUUUGGGGGUCAUCGGCCAAAGGUAAAGGUCACAGUGACCUUGAAUGGUAAAAGGUUGUCCGAGUACUAACUCGACAAUGCCUGCACCCACGGCCAUCAAACUUGAAUUGGAGGUUGGGCCUGACCAGUAGAUGGCCCCUAUUGAUUUUAGGGGUCAUUGGGCCAAAGGUCAAGGUAAAAGUGACUUUGAACGAUAAAAGGUUGCCCGAGUGAUAACUCAACAAUGCCUGCGCCCAUGGCCCUCAAACUUGACUUGGAGGUUGGGCUAGACCAGUAGAUGACCCCUAUUGAUUUAAAGGGUCAGAGGUCAAGGUCACAGUGACCUUGAAAGCAAACUCGUCAAUUCCUGGACCUAUGGCCAUCAAACUUGACAUGAAGGUUGGGCCUGACAAGUAGAUGACCCCUCUUGACUUUGGGGGUCAUCAGGCCAAGUCACAGUAACCUUUAACGCAAAAAAAGUUAACAAAUCUUCUCCCAGUGAUAUCUCAACAAUGCAUGAAUCUAUGAUCAUCAAACUUGACAUGUAAGUUGGGCCUGACCAGGAGAUGACCCUUAUUGAUUUUAGGAGUCAUUGGGUCAAAGUUCAGAUUCACAGUGACCUUGAAUGCGAAAAUGUUUCAAGUGAUAAUUGGACAAUGCCUGCACCCAUGGCCCUCAAACUUGAUUUGGAGUUGUGUCUGACCUGUAGAUGACCCCUUAUGAUUUGUGGUGUCAUUGGAUCAAAGGUCAAGGUUACAGUGACCUUGAACGAAAAAUGCUUGUCUGUGUGAUAACUUGUCAAUGCCUGCACCCAUGGCCCUCAAACUUAACAUUUAGAUUUUUGGUGACCAGCUGAUGACCACUAUGGAUUUUGAGGUCAUAGAGUCAAAGGUCAUGGUCAUAACACACUCUAUCCUCAAACUUUGAAUGGUCAUAAUCUUAAAACUGCCUCAACGGCAUACAAUGUUAGCGACAAAUCAGCUGUCAUUUCGGUCCAUGCAUAUUUCAUUCAAUUGUCCAUAUAAUCCUGACAACAUGGCGCUCAGGGGGGGGCAUAAUGUUUGACAAACAUCUCUUGUUUCUUUAUUAUCCCCCACUUAAUGGUUUUGGUAGAGGGAUAUAUAAUUUGCAUUGUCUGUCUUGAGCCUUACUAAUACUAUGUAACUACUAGAAAGAUACAUAUAUCAAGCGUGUACAACCUUUAUGCACUAGGCUGGAAAUGGAAUAGGGAAAGCAAAUAAGUUAUCAAAAAUUCCUACUGAAAAUAUAUAUAUUUGUACGAUGCUUUCAAGGAAAGCUUGAUAGAAAAACUCUACCAAGGUAUUAAGGCUGUGUCAUAGUUUUUGCGUUGUUUUGAGCCAUUUCUUUGUAACUACUGGACAGAUAUUAAUGAAACUAUCAAGUAUGUAUAAUCAUAUUGUGCUGAUGCACACGGAAGAUGCAUCUAAUAGUGUCGGCAGCACAAGAGUUAUUGCCCUCUAUUUAAAUAAUAAAGCUAUAAUUUGUCUUUUUGGGGCCAUAACUAAGUAACUACGGAACAGAACUAUAAUGAGAAAGUACACCAGCAAGUUGCAUCUGGAUGGGGUCAGUAGCACAAAGAGUUAUUGCCCUUUUCUUGAUGUAAAAUCUAAAAUUAGUCCAGGGGCCGUAUUCAUAAAGCAUCUUAAGUCAUUUGAUUUUGUAACUUAAGUUGAUUUCUUAAAUUUUUCAUCGUCAUGUCAAAAUAAAAGAAAUGUAUAAAUGUUUUUAACAUUUAAUUGUUUAUUUCAAUAAGGUCAAUGAAAAUAAAACAAUUUGGAAUUUUUAUUUUUUCAUUUUAUAUGACUAAAGAGAUACUAAAAUAAGGAAAGUGACUUAUGUGAGGAAAUCACUUAAGAGGUUUUAUAAAUACCAGCCCUACUUUGCUAUGUAGUUUACUGGACAGAAAUUAAUGAAACUUUUGUAAAGUUUGCCAUUGCCCUUAAAUUAUUGAAGAAUCUAAUAUGUGUCUGUCUCAACCUUUUAUGUAACUACUUGAAAUAAAUUAAUAAAACUGU